CUUGCGCUCUGUUUGAGGAUGAAGGAGAGGAGAUGGAAAUUCUGAACGAAUUUCUGUCUAACUUCAGUCCUCUAACCAAUUGCCAUUGUGUUCAUCUUAUUUGAAGAGGCUUAGAUGGCUAAAUAAAGCCCUUGUCUCCUGGGAAUUUAUACAGUGAUUAAAAGUGCGAACCAAACGGAAUGGAACUAACCUGUUUGGGCAACACACCGAACACAGAAUUCAAUGUGAAAUGUCCUGAGUAGUUAAGCAGACGUGUGGGGCAUUUCCAGCCAUGGAAGAGAUGAACUGUAAACCCUACCAGCCUCUGUCCAGAGCACAGAGAAAGAUGGAAAUGUCAUACAGCAGCUCAUCAGAUGAGAGUGAUGGUGGCUGCAAUGAACCCAAAUCUUCCACAUCCCAUGAGACCUUACCCGACUAUGGUCAAGAUGUCAACUACCACAGUCACAAAAAAAGACAGACGACUUUCAAUAUUAAGAGACAAGAGUUAGGGUUUGGAAAACAAAAUAAGAUUCUGAGUGGUAUUGUCCACGAAGAACAUGGCUAUUCAAUUGAUGUGGUUCAAGGUUCAGAAGUGGAUGAAGAAGCCGACAUAGGAGUGGAUCAGUCACCCAGUCUUUGUCUCUGGAUGGAGGAAGCAAAGUCAGAUCAAAGCUCUUUUUUGUCCAGCCGUGCCAAUUCAGUUCUCUCCCUUCCUGACACAAAGCAGGAAAGGAAAACAGUCAGCAAAAACGAGCUCUCUAGCCAUCCAGAUAGACAGUUCACAUUCCGACCCCUGCCUCCACCACCUCUGCCACCCCAUGCCUGCACCUGUACUCAGCCAGCACCCUUUGUUCACUCCACAAUGCAAAGGACCACUAUACCUGUCCAUGACCACAGCCAUAACAACCAAGAAUCAGAACUAAGCAGCAGACAACCAGACAACAACUGGGUGCUCAAAAGAAACAUCCCACUGGAGGCCAGGCAUUUCCUGUUCAGGCAUGGGCCAGACUCAGCCAAUCAGAACUACCCACACACCUCCAACACAAUAUACUCUCCACCUCCACGUCCUCUGCCCUGCAGCACCUUUUCCCGGCCCACAUUCAUUUUCAACAAGUCGUACAAGUGCUGCAACUGGAAGUGUACUGCCCUCAGUGCCACAGCUAUCACCCUUAUGCUGGCCCUCCUUCUUGUUUACGUCAUGGCCGUGCACUUGUUUGACUUGAAAUGGCAUCUGAAGCCAUCGGAGGCAGAUUUGUAUGAGAACGGCAUCAGCAAGGAAAACAUUGGCAUAAAGAACAGUGCCAUCACCCCACUGGACACAUACACCCGAGACAAGAUCCAGCGAGGCCCCAAAGGAGAUAAGUACCAGCGAGGGAGGACCAUAGAGCGUGGAGAAGUGGACAUUGGGACCCAGGUGAUGCAGGUGAUCCCGCCCGGGCUGUUCUGGCGCUUUUACAUGGCUGUGCAUCACCCAACUUAUAUCAAAUUCAAGCUUUCUGUCUCUCAAAAUGCUUUACUUGGCAUCUAUGGAAGGAGAAACAUUCCUCCCACACACACUCAGUUCGACUUUGUGAAGCUUCUGGAUGGAAAGCAGUUGAUCUCUGAGCAGUUGAUUAACUUAAGCUCUGAGCAGAGGAACCUGCAGCUUCACUCUCUGCAGGACACAGGCUUUAUUGAAUACAUGGACCCUGGAACAUGGUACUUGGCACUCUACAAUGAUGGAAAGAAGAUGGAACAGGUCUUGCUUCUGAGCACCACUAUUGAGACCAUGGAUGGAUGCUCCUCUAGCUGCAAUGGUGAGUGUGUUGCUGGUCACUGCCACUGUUUUCCUGGCUUCCUUGGACCAAACUGUGAAAAAGACACAUGCCCAGUACUGUGCAGUGGCAAUGGCGAAUAUCGCAAAGGUCGGUGCAUAUGCCAUGAGGGAUGGAAAGGGCCAGAAUGCAGCAUCCCAGCAGAGCAGUGCAUUGACCCAACCUGUUCCAACCAUGGAGAAUGUGUCCAAGGUGUCUGCAUUUGCAUUCCUGCAUACAAGGGCAACAACUGCGAGCAAGUGGACUGUUUGGACCCGCAAUGUGAGGGACAUGGUAUCUGUGUGAAGGGUGAGUGCCUGUGCUCACCUGGCUGGGGGGGCAUGAGCUGUGAAAGUCCGCUUCCAGCCUGUCAGGAACAAUGCUCUGGUCAUGGCACCUAUAUGCCUGAAAGUGGCACCUGUGUGUGUCAACCUAACUGGACUGGAUCUGACUGCUUCACAGAGCUAUGCCCAGUGCCCUGUGGAAGUCAUGGUGUUUGCUCAGAGGGCAGGUGCCAGUGUGAGGAGGGCUGGGAGGGCACUAUAUGUGAUCAGCAGAUAUGCCAUCCACGCUGCAAGGAACAUGGGCAAUGCAUAGAUGGAAAAUGCCAAUGCCAGCCAGGCUGGGAAGGUGAACACUGCACUAUUGGAAGUGACACUUAUAUAUCAAUAAUAUUAAUAAUCAUCAAAAUCAUCAUCAUCAUCAUCAUCAUUAUUAGCAGACCAACCACGGAAGCACAUGAUCUGGAUGCGGUUGUAAAAGCUGGAUGCCCAGGUCUGUGUAAUGGGAAGGGCCGCUGUACUAUGGAGCAGAAUGGUUGGCAUUGUGUGUGCCAGCCUGGCUGGAGUGGGUCAGGCUGCAACACAGUGAUGGAGCGUGAGUGUGAAGACAAUGUUGACAAUGAUGGAGAUGGUCUUACUGACUGCAUUGAUCCAGACUGUUGUCAGCAGUCAAGCUGCAGUAAUAAACACUUCUGUCAAGGAGCUCCUGAUCCACUUACUUUGCUCCAGCAGACUCGAAGCCAGUCAGAUUCGACUCCCCUGUAUAAGAAAACCUUCUUUCAGCGAGUCGGCUUCCUUUUGGGCAAGGCUAGCACUCACACUCUGCAUGGAGACAUGCCUUUUGAUGCCAGUCAAGUGGCUGUGGUGCGAGGGCAAGUUGUGACAGGGAAUGGUUCCCCUCUGGUUGGAGUCAAUAUCACUUUCCUUCAGCACCCGCUGUAUGGAUUCACCAUCAGUCGGCAAGAUGGCAGUUUUGACCUUGUGGCACCAGGAGCUGUCUCUGUGACCUUGGUGUUCCAGAGGCAGCCCUUCCUUACACAGAGACGCACAGUAUGGCUGCCUUGGAACAAUUUUUUGGUGCUGGACAAUGUGGUCAUGACUGAUAAGGAGGUUGUGCUCCAAUCCUGUGAUGUGAGGAACUUCAUCAGCCCUUAUCCAAUUUUGAUGCCUUCACCACUUACCAGAUACACAGGGGAAUGUGCACUUCGGGGACCAGUCAUCCCAGAGCUACAAGCUGUCCAGGAGGAAAUCACUAUUCCAGACAGCUUUAUGAAGCUCAGCUAUCUCAGCACACGUGCUGCUGGCUAUCAGUCCCUGCUGCGUGUCAUCCUCUCACACGCUUCCAUUCCACCAGGUCUCAGAAAGCUGCAUGUAUCUGCUGUGAUUGAAGGCAGGAAGUAUCAAAAAUGGUUUCCAGCUGCCCCAGGAUUAGUUUAUGUUUUGUCAUGGAACAAAACCGAUAUCUAUGACCAGGAGGUGUUUGGCCUGACGAAAGCAUCUGUGUCUGUGGGAUAUGAGUAUGAAUCCUGUCCAGACUUUAUUCUCUGGGAGAGAAGGACGACAGUAAUUCAGGGCUUUGAGAUGAUGGGCUCCAGCUUAGGCGGAUGGACCUUGGACAAGCAUCACAUUCUCAACUUGCAAAGUGGUAUACUGCACAAGGGAAAUGGAGAAAACAUCUUCAUUUCCCUGCAGCCUCCGGUCAUCAGAACAGUCAUGGGAAAUGGCUACCAUCGCACCAUACCCUGCCAUGGAUGCAGUGGCCUGGCUCUGGAGGAAAAACUAUUUGCUCCUGUGGCCUUAGCCUGUGGUUCUGAUGGCAGCAUCUACGUUGGUGAUUUUAAUUUUGUACGCCGCAUCCUGCCAAGUGGAUACACCUACAACAUUCUGGAACUAAAGAACAGGGAUACCCGACACAGCACCAGCCCAGCCCAUAAGUAUUAUCUGGCAAUGGACCCGGUAAAUGAAGCUCUGUAUCUGUCAGAUACAAGCAGUCGGAGAAUAUACAGAGUUAGGAAGCUGAGUGAGCCCAAGGAUCCAGCUAAAAACCUAGAAGUGGUUGCAGGGACAGGUGAACAGUGUCUUCCGUUUGACCAGGGCCACUGUGGUGAGGGUGUCAAAGCCACAGCUGCUUCACUGAACAACCCCAGAGGAAUUGCUGUGGACAAGAGGGGCUUUGUGUAUUUUGUGGAUGGAACUACUAUCCAGAGGAUCAAUGAACGAGGAGUACUGACCACCUACAUUGGCUCCAAUGGCCCCAUGUCCACUCAGCCACUCAGCUGUGACUCCCGCAUGGACAUCACACAGGUGCGUCUGGAAUGGCCAACAGACUUGGCUAUUAAUCCCAUGGACAAUUCCCUCUACAUCUUGGACAACAACAUCGUGUUGCAGGUGUCAGAGAGCCUGGAGGUGCGCAUUGUAGCUGGCCGGCCAAUCCACUGCCAAGUCCCAGGGGAUGAUCACUCACUGCUCAUCAAAUUGGCUGUGCAUUCCACUCUGGAAGCAGCUAAAGCUAUCGCUGUGUCACACCAGGGGCUGCUGUACAUUGCUGAGACAGAUGAACGAAAGAUCAACCGCAUCCAGCAGGUCACCACCAAUGGUGAGAUUUCUGUGGUGGCUGGAGCUCCAGCUGAUUGUGACUGCAAAAUUGAUCCCAACUGCGACUGCUUCUCUGGUGAUGGCAGCUAUGCCCGUGAUGCCCGCUUAGAAGCACCCUCCUCGUUAGCAGUUGCACCCAAUGGGACACUCUACAUUGCUGACCUGGGAAAUAUCCGGAUCCGCUCUAUGAGCACUAAUCAGCCACAGUUAAAUGAAGCUGAAAUGUAUGCGAUUGCCUCAGUGGUGGACCAAGAGCUCUACUUAUUCAGCCACAAUGGCACACACCUCCACACCAAACAUCUGAUCACUGGUGAUUUUCUGUACAAUUUUACUUAUUCAGUUAAUCAGCACCUAAGUGCUGUGAUCAGUAGGGAUGGCAGUGCUAUCCAUGUGCGGCGUGAUGCCAAUGGGAUUCCCCUUUGGUUAGUGGCACCCAGAGGUCAGGUGCACUGGCUCACCAUCAGCAACAGCCACCUCCUCAAGAGGGUCUCUACCCAAGGCCAUGACAUCGCCCAGCUCACUUACCAUGGCAACACUGGUCUCCUAGCAACAAAGACUGAUGAGAAUGGAUGGACCACAGUGUAUGAGUACAACAGUGAAGGACAUAUUGUCAAUGUCACCUUUCCGACUGCAGAAGUCAGCAGUUUCCAUGACAACAUGGAAAAGUCAGUCCGGGUAGAAGUAGACAGCUCCAACUCAGAGAACUUUAUUACAGUCACUAACUUUUCCUCUUCUGACACCAUUUUCACAUUUCGUCAAGACCAUGCACAAAACACAUACCAUGUAAGCACAGAUGGCUCUUUUCAUGUGACCUUUGCCAGUGGCAUGUAUGUGACACUUGUUACUGAGCCACAUUUGUCAGCUGGGACAAUCAACCCAGCUGUGACCAGGUGCAACAUUACACUUCCCAGUGAACACAAUCCAAGUGUGAUUGAAUGGAGACAGCGACGAGAGCAAUCAAAGACCAAUAACACAAGCUAUGAAUGCAAGCUGCGGGCUCAUAACAGAAAUCUGCUGUCCAUAGACUUUGACCAUGCCACACGUGUGGGCAAAAUCUAUGACGACCAUCGAAAAUUUACUUUAAGGAUUCUUUAUGAUGAACUAGGACGGCCCAUUGUGUGGUCACCUAGUAGCAAAUACAACGAAGUGAAUGCCACAUAUUCAGCACAAGGCCUCAUCACCAGCAUACACCGUGGAAACUGGUCUGAAAAACUGGAAUAUGAAAAUGGGAGGGUUGUGUCUAGAGUAUGGGUCAAUGGCAAAAUCUGGAGCUACUCAUUCAUGGAGAAGUCUGUUGUGCUCCAGUUACAUAGCCAACGCAGAUACAUUUUUGAGUAUGACCAAACUGACCGGCUUCUGGCUGUGACCAUGCCCAGCAUGGUACGUCACAGCUUGCAGUCCAUGCUUUCAUUGGGCUACUACAGAAACAUAUACAGUCCUCCAGAUGGUGGAGCCCACAUCAUUCAGGACUUCACUCGUGACAGACGUUUGCUCCAGACUCACCACCUGGGUUCAGGCCGUCGUGUUCUAUACAAAUACACAAAGCAGGCUCGUCUGUCUGAGAUCAUCUAUGACACCACAUUGGUCACAUUUACCUAUGAUGACACCUCAGGAAUGAUUAAAACCAUCCACCUUAUGCAUGAUGGAUUUGUCUGUACCAUCAGAUACAGGCAAACAGGCCCCCUGGUUGGACGUCAGAUCUUCCGAUUCAGCGAAGAGGGUUUGGUGAACGCACGCUUUGACUAUAGCUACAACAGUUUCCGUGUGACCAGCAUGCAGGCCGUGAUUAAUGAGACCCCUCUUCCAAUUGAUCUUUAUCGUUAUGUGGAUGUAUCUGGUCGCAUCGAGCAAUUUGGAAAGUUCAGUGUUAUAAACUACGAUCUUAACCAGGUCAUUACUACACAAGCCAUUAAACACACUAAGAUAUACAAUGCCUAUGGGCAAGUAGUGGAGAUACAGUAUGAGAUCCUCAAAUUGAUUGCUUACUGGAUGACAGUGCACUAUGACAACAUGGGCCGCACUGUUGUUUGUGAAAUCCGGGUUGGUGUGGAUGGCAACAUCACGCGAUAUUCAUAUGAAUACGAUACUGACAGCCAGCUUCAGAGUGUACUGCUAAAUGAACGCCUCCAGUGGCGCUACAGCUAUGACCUCAAUGGUAACAUCAACCUCCUGAGCCAUGGCACCAGCUCUAGGCUUACACCACUUCGCUAUGAUCUCCGUGACCGCAUCACCAGAUUAGGUGAAAUCCAAUACAACAUGGAUGAGGAUGGAUUUCUUCGCAUGAGGGGCAAUGACAUAUUUGAUUACAACUCCAAUGGGCUCCUUAUAAGUGUCUACAAUAAGGUUUCGGAGGAAAGCAUCCAGUACAGCUAUGAUGGCCUCAGCAGGCGUGUUGCUAGCAAGUCCAAUUCUGGCCACCACCUGCAGUUCUUCUAUGCAGAUCUGGCUAAUCCCACGAGAGUAACGCAUAUGUACAACCACAGCAGUUCUGGAAUCACCUCCCUCUAUUAUGACCUUCAAGGCCACAUCAUUGCCAUGGAGCUAAGCAGUGGUGAGGAGUACUAUGUGGCUUGUGACAAUACCGGCACACCACGAGCUAUUUUUAGUAGUCAAGGAGAAAUUAUCAAGGAGAUCCAGUACACUCCUUAUGGGGACAUUUAUCAAGACUCUAACCCAUCAUUUCACUUAAUUAUUGGAUUCCAUGGUGGACUUUAUGAUCCAAUCACAAAGUUGAUUCAUUUUGGGAGAAGGGACUAUGAUGUGGUAGCAGGCAGGUGGACAACACCCGACUACAAUUUGUGGGCUGAGCUCAGCACCAACCCAAAGCCUUUUAAUCUCUAUACAUUUAAAAACAAUUGCCCAGUGGGAAAUAUUGAGGAGGUCACUCAGUUUACUUCAGAUAUUGGCAGCUGGCUACAGCUGUUCGGAUUUCAGCUCCAUAACGUCGUGCCUGGGUUUCCUAAACCUGAUAUGGAAAGUGCGGAACAGAAUUAUGAAAUGAUGAAGACCCAAACCAAAACCCAGGACUGGGACACAAGUAUAGUUGUUCUUGGUAUUCAAUGUGAGCUACAGAGGCAGCUAAGGUCCUUCAUCUCUUUAGAAAGGUUACCGAUGUCUCAGUCCAUUGGCUGCCUGCACCAGCGUUUGACCCAAACACCUAAUUUUUCAACCCUCCCCACCAUUUUUGGCAAGGGCAUAAAAUUCUCCAUAAUGAAUCGGAUUGCUUUGGCUGACAUCAUUGGUGUUGCUAGUGAGGAUAGUCGGCGUCUGGCCACUAUUAUCCAUGGUGCUGUCUACCUGGAGGGCCUCCACUACACUGUGGAUGGGCGAGACACACAUCACUUCAUCAAGCUUGGGCAACUAGAGGAGGACCUUUUUGUGAUCAGUGGCACUGGGGGACGUGUCCUUGAUAAUGGUGUAAAUGUGACAGUAACACAGAUGACAUCAAUGGUCGGUGGCAGGACCAAGCACCUGGCUGACAUCCAGCUUCAGUCGGGGGCACUUGGCCUGAAUGUGCGCUAUGGCGCCUCAGCUAGUGAGGCCAGGGAAUAUGUGUUGGAGCUGGCAAAGGAAAGAGCAGUGGCGCAGGCAUGGGCCCAUGAACAGAACAGGCUUCUCACUGGUGAGCGUGGCAGCCGAACAUGGACAGAAACUGAGAAGCAGCAAUUGCUUUCUAGUGGGAAAGUGUCUGGCUAUGAUGGUUAUUUUGUGCUGUCAGAAGAACAAUAUCCUGAACUAGCCGACAGUGGUAACAACAUUCAUUUUAUGAGGCAAAGCGAAAUAGGCAGAAGGUAACGGUAGUAAAAUUAUGCCUUCUGGCCCUUUCACCAAAGACUGCCUCUUUCUAGAUUGAUUAGACUCUUUAUAUUAUUAAAAAAAAAAGAGAUUUGCAGGAUGCAAGCCUCAUCCGCCUUUAAUUGUGACAAAAUGAUGGUAUUUUAUUAUUGUUCCGGGGGAGUUUAUAUGUGGCACAAGCAGUUUUUUUUUUUUUUCUCGCUGUGGCUUAGCUUUUUCUAUGUGAAGAUAAUCUGUUUCUUUUUUUCUUUUUUUUAUAUAUAUUGUUUCUUAAAUGCCUCCUAAUAUUUAUGAGCCUAUGAAGAUAAAUUUAUACAUAGAAUUAGUAUUACAUCAUCCUUGUAUUAUUUUGCUUGUCACAUUACAUAGAACAACUCAACAUGAUAGAGUUUACAUUUUGUGCAAAAGAUGCCUUGUAAAUGGUUAUAGUAUAAAACAAUGAGGUGAAAAACAAAACAUAUCACAGAGACAUGUUUAAGGCUUGUUUAAAAAAAACAUAAAACAUAAAUCAUAUAGUGUAGAUAUGUGAAAAUGUAGAUGCUUUAGAAAAAGAAAGUGUUAGAACUUUGAAAAUAUGUUGUUAUACAUAAUGCAGUAUUAACGUGACUAAAACCUCUUUUUAAUUAUAUAUGCUAUGAACAUAUCUGCCCUGGAAAUAAGAGUACAAGAAGUUGGAGAUAACUUAUUAAAGCUAUUAUGUGUAUAUUACUGUAAUAUUAUACCUCAUUUAUUCAGACAUUUCUCUUUUUUCUCCAGUUACCACAAAUGGUGAAGAAUGACAUGUACCGCAGGGUAUUUUUACACAAGCUGUAAUCAAAAUAGUUCAAUAGAACCAAACAGAAUGGCAUAAUAGCACGGACACAACAGCUGUACAUACUUUAAUGUACUCCUGGGUUUACAGAAGUAUGUUGCAAAUAAAAGCUUAAUAGUUUCUAUCAACUGAUUAACUUGCCUGAUAUUACUGAGUAUAAAUUAGCCGUUAGCUGGCCAAAAGUAGUAUGUGAGAUAUAAAAAUAUUAGCAAACUCACACAGAUAAAAAAAAUUUUGCACAAAAACAAUCCCCAAUAGUACCACCACAUUUAACAGUUAUAAACAGUUAAUUGUAAUUCCACGGAUAUUAAACUUGUAUAUAAUACCAUGUAAAACAUAUGAACUUGUAUAUGAAUUCAAUUUUUUCAGCUGAUUUUUUCAUCCAUAUGUGAUUCUUCCGCAGACUCUUAUAACAAAGUUGAAAACACAUAAUUGUAUAGGAAUGUUUGUUGUUGUAGCAUUGAAUUUUCCGAUCACCAUGGUUUACAUAGGUGGAAGAUCUUGAGUGGUCUCCUAUAGAACUCUGACCUCACAUAACAGCUUUAACUGGCCAAAGCUGGAAAAUGGCAAGUUGUAUGUCACUCUGUCACUUUAUUUUGUACAUGUCUCCGUAAGAUCCAUAAAUAUGACAGAACUUAAGCUUUGCCAGCAAAACAUUGCUCAGAGAUCACACUGACUUUGCUUCUUCCUAUACUGCAUUCCGCUGCCAUCUCAUUCCCGGUAAGUAAUUCGUACAAUAGGGUACACCAACAUUUUUCGGUACAGGGCUUUCGGUUCGGUACACGUGUAAUGUAUGCAAUGCUUUUUACGUGUGGAACAUUGUUAAAAUCUGAGUUCCCUCAGCAACGUAUUAAGUGGCGGACCGCAAAUUUUUUAGUCUCAGCCUCACACUUUGGGUGCAUUUUUAUUAUUAUUAUUAAUAAUAAUAAUAUUAUUAUUAUUAUUAUUAUUAUUAAUUAUUUAAUUAUUAUUAUUAUUAUUAUUAUUUUAAUAUGCUAAAUGCUAGUGCUAUGG
This is a messenger RNA of Silurus meridionalis, 10268 nucleotides long. Its product is annotated as teneurin-1-like. Gene Ontology annotation, biological process: heterophilic cell-cell adhesion; neuron development; signal transduction. NCBI's taxonomy places the organism in Eukaryota, Metazoa, Chordata, Actinopteri, Siluriformes, Siluridae. Bases 272 to 8443 code for a protein of 2723 amino acids. Gene Ontology annotation, cellular component: membrane; neuron projection. The transcript is spliced from 33 exons. Gene Ontology annotation, molecular function: cell adhesion molecule binding; protein homodimerization activity; protein heterodimerization activity. The record is from RefSeq and is a predicted model, not a curated record.